Molecule: messenger RNA, 828 nt
Organism: Fundulus heteroclitus (mummichog)
Lineage: Eukaryota; Metazoa; Chordata; Actinopteri; Cyprinodontiformes; Fundulidae
Product: 5-hydroxyisourate hydrolase
Exons: 4
Coding region: 116-535 (139 amino acids)
Biological process (GO): purine nucleobase metabolic process
Molecular function (GO): hydroxyisourate hydrolase activity
Source: RefSeq, a predicted model, not a curated record
GUGUAGAACGUCAAAGCGUAAUGCGGGUAAAAAUCUGAUUCAUCAAACCAUGAAAUUCAAUUAAAUUCGUCAGUAAAGGCUGCUGACCCACUUCAGAUGUUAUUUAUAGGGGAACAUGAGCGCAUUCAGGCUGCAGCAACUGAAGAAUCACAUUCUCGCUGAAAGAAAGAUCACAACCAUGUCAGGCUCGCCGAGUCCUCUGACCACCCACGUUCUGAACACUGCACUGGGCGUCCCAGGAUCAAACGUGACCCUCAGACUUUAUCAACAGGAUCCAUCAAGUGAUGUCUGGCACUUAGUGACCACUGGGACGACAAAUGGUGAUGGCCGAUGUCCAGGACUGAUCACGCAGGAGCAGUUUAAACCUGGUGUGUACAAACUGCAUUUUGAGACCGGGCAGUACUGGACCAGCAUGGGACAGACCUCCUUCUAUCCCUAUGUGGAGAUUGUUUUCACCAUAACUGACACGGACCAAAAGUAUCAUGUCCCUCUGCUUCUGAGUCGUUUCUCCUACAGCACCUACAGGGGGAGCUAGAGAGCGACUGUAAGGAAACGCCUGACACUUUCACCUUUAUCACUGCCUGGCUCAAAAGGACAGUGACAUCUGCAGAAGCAUUUGUUUACUUUUGUAAAAGUAUUCUUCUUACUACAUUCAAAAUGUGACCUAAACAAUUCAAGUGUCAUCAUGAAAAUGUUCUGUGCAUGAAUAAAGAAUAAUAAUAUCCAAAAACUCAAUCAAAAAACUCAGACAGACGUCAUAGUGGCCCUUAACAAAAUAACACAGCAUCAAUGAAAAAUAAAGUGAUGAGCCAAGUGUGCACAAACACC